AUGGAAAAUAAUUCUGCAUCAAAUAGCGACAAGAUGUCCGUAAAUAAAGCGAAAUCUUAUUCAAGUGAUCCACCUAAGAAACUCAAAAGCGAGCCAGUGAAGCGAAAAUCGUUUAAUGUGAAUGAGGCAUUUAGAUCCUUAGAUCUGGCAUUAGGGCGGCUAAAGAAAAGUAAGCUUGUAAAUGGGGAAUAUGGAGCGUGCUCCGAACUCAAGGAUACUUUUGACCGCGAUGAUAACUCAAAUAUGUUUAUUGACAGUAACACAAGCCCAAGUUUAAGAUUAUUAGAUGUUGAUAAUGCUUCCGCAAUGUCUAUGAAUUUUUCUCAUUAUGAACUAAUGCGAAAUCUAUCAUCUUCGAACUGUAAUUCAGAUGGACAACUCAGUAGUACUACAUGUACGGGGUUCUCUAGUCUCUCAGAUAUUGCUUCCCGAAAUGAACAUCUAGAAAGGUAUUUCAGAAGUGUUGAAAUGUGGGGACGAAAUAGUAGAGUGGGAAAGAGUGACUUUAAACCU
Molecule: messenger RNA, 513 nt
Organism: Brenthis ino (lesser marbled fritillary)
Lineage: Eukaryota; Metazoa; Arthropoda; Insecta; Lepidoptera; Nymphalidae
Source: the annotation of a GenBank genome assembly